This is a messenger RNA of Xenia sp. Carnegie-2017, 1772 nucleotides long. RefSeq names its product serine/threonine-protein kinase/endoribonuclease IRE1-like. Gene Ontology annotation, biological process: intrinsic apoptotic signaling pathway in response to endoplasmic reticulum stress; mRNA processing; protein phosphorylation. Lineage: Eukaryota; Metazoa; Cnidaria; Anthozoa; Malacalcyonacea; Xeniidae. Gene Ontology annotation, cellular component: IRE1-TRAF2-ASK1 complex. The record is from RefSeq and is a predicted model, not a curated record. Gene Ontology annotation, molecular function: protein serine/threonine kinase activity; RNA endonuclease activity; ATP binding. The transcript is spliced from 3 exons. The coding region runs from base 138 to 1592 and encodes 484 amino acids.
AUUACAGAAUAUGAUCAAAUUAUGUAUACCCCAAUCUCCAAGUGCAUUACAGGUUACUACUUUAAAGAUGAUGCUUCAAAGUUAGUGGUUGAGACUUUCUCAGCUGUUACUAAAAACAUCAGUCUACCGUUGUGCUUAUGAACACGGGAUAUGAUGCAGACAUGUUUAAUGUUUCUGUUCGUCUGGUUUACCAUGAUAACGGAGGAGUGGCUUUGGUUACUAACGAACGUAAAGUUCAAUUGAGACCAGAACAUCGUCCUAGGGGCAUACUGUCUGAUAAAUCAUUAAUGCAUCAUGAAAAGCUGAAAAAGAUGGAGGAAUAUCGUAAGAAACAUCCAACAAAGGUUAAAUAUGUUAAUGAUGUAUUUGUAAUUUUCUCGGAAGAGUUUUUACUUGGCAAAGGAAGUGAUGGAACCCGUGUUUAUCUUGGUCUGGGAAAAGACGGUUAUGGAAAAGCAGUAAAACGGAUUAAUCGAGAUAGUUACACUGAGCAAGCCAAGCAAGAAAAAGAUAUUUUGAACGACUUUAAUGCAAAGCGUUCAAAAUAUGUCGUGAAUUAUUGUUACCUGGAAGAAGAACCAGAGGAUGAAUUUGCAUAUUUGGUAUUAGAUUUAUGUGAGGAAUCGUUGGAAAGUUUUGUGAAAUCUUCUACUUUAGAUGAGCUUCAAAUAGUGCUUCCCAAAGUCAUGAGGCACAUCUUAAAAGGCUUAGCAGAUCUUCACAGUGACCCAAGUCCUAUACUUCAUCGUGAUAUAAGACCCUCAAACGUUCUUCGAGAUGUACAAGGAAAUUUUUUAAUCGCUGACUUCGGUAUAAGUCGAAGAUUAUCAAAUGAAACUUCGACAUAUGAGAGCAUACAGAGAGGAGCUAAAAAUUGGAUAGCUCCAGAGUCGUAUAAUGAAGGAAAUAAAGCAAUUGACUCAUCCCGCUACAAGAAACAGUCUGAUGUUAUGAACGCUGGAAUGGUGGCUUAUUAUGUUGCAACAAAGGGGGAACAUCCAUUUGGACCUGAACGGUUUUUACUGGACAACCUUUUGAAUGGAAAACCUGUUGGCUUGGAUGAAAUCAAGGAUACCACGCUCAAAGAUCUUCUUUCGUGGAUGUUAAAGCGACAACCCAAAGACAGACCAUCAGCCAACGAAGCGUUGAAACACCCAUAUUUUCUGUCGGAUUACGAGAAGUUUGAAAUGUUGUGUAAAGUUGGAAACCAACAACCAAUAAAGACAAAUGAUGCCCUUUCAAGUGUCGUUCAACAAUUGAAUAGAGAACCCUCAGAUUGGAAAAGUCAAAUGGAUAGUGAUGUUUAUGAUUAUUUUUGCACGUACGAGAAAAAUGGGAAAAUCAAUAAGAUCCAUUAUAAUUCUUCAUGGACAGAAUGCUUAAGACUUAUUCGAAAUGUUGGCCAGCAUUGGUGUGAUCGACCACGGCCAAGACCACAACCAGAAACAUUUUAUAAAAUUGGUGAUCCAAAGGAAUACUUUCUCAAAACAUUCCCUGAUCUUCUUAUUCGAGUGCACACGGCUGUAAGGUCAAAUGAUGAAUGGAAAAACAAACCAGAACUCAAUUUCCUUUUUAAUUUUCAAUCAAGUUGACACGAAUCAAUGAAUAUUUCACAAAUAUUUCAUUCGCGAGUUAUUUUGUGUUUUUCCUUUUUGCAGUGCAUAUGAGAGGAAAAUUGUCUCAUUUAGAUUAUAUUUUCACUGAAAAUAACGUUGAAAAGGACAAUGUAAUUGAACUUGCUUCAUUCCUUAAAUAAAUUGCUUUUAAAAAUA